UCACUGCUCUGGAUUCUAGGGAGCUCUGUUUUGGGGGUUCCCACGCUGCCGCGGCUAAUGCUCAGUCUUGGGAGGAAGACUUUGACACUACAUCCGCAACACACAGACAACCGACAGGUGGAGGUUUGAGAUGCACUGUUGUCGUCCCCCCGCCCCAGCACGAACAGAGCCUAAACAGGCAUAAGGUGCCGUCAUGGUGAACCAGGUUCAGCGAGGGGACGGGAGUCUGCGCUCAUGCAAGAGCGACUCCAGCGGGCUCAGCAACAGCGGCGGGGAGAGCUCCAAGGAGAGCUCCCGGUGCUCCACGCCGGUGCUGGAGGCAGACCGCUCCGACAGGCUGCGGGACAAGAUGCGGAGGAGGACGGAGUCCGGAGACCGCUGGUUCUCGCUGGAAUUCUUCCCUCCCCGCACAGCCAGUGGAGCCGUCAACCUCAUCUCAAGAUUCGACCGUAUGAGUGCCGGGGGGCCCCUCUUCAUUGACAUCACCUGGCAUCCGGCAGGGGACCCGGGCUCAGACAAGGAAACCUCCUCUAUGAUGAUUGCCAGCACAGCAAUCAAUUAUUGUGGCCUGGAGAGCAUCCUCCACUUGACCUGCUGCAACCAGACCAAAGAGAAGAUCACUGGCUACCUGGCCAAAGCAAAGCACCUGGGCCUCAAGAACAUCAUGGCACUAAGGGGAGACCCAGUGGGAGCAGACUGGGAGGAAGAGGAGGAAGGCUUCAACUACGCCACCGACCUCGUCAAACAUAUCCGAUCAGAGUUCGAGGACUACUUUGACAUCUGCGUUGCUGGCUACCCCACAGGCCACCCAGAGGCAGAGAGCUAUGAGGAGGAUCUCCGACACCUAAAGGAGAAGGUGGAUGCCGGGGCAGACUUCAUCAUCACCCAGCUGUUCUUCAGGGCAGACACGUUCCUCAAGUUCCUGGACGACUGCAGGGCGAUUGGCAUCACCUGUCCCAUCCUACCUGGAAUCUUCCCCAUCCAGGGUUACCAGUCUCUUCGUCAGCUCGUCAAGCUGUCAAAGCUGGAGAUACCCGAGGAGAUCACCAGAGUCAUCGAGCCCAUCAAAGACAACGAUGCCGCUAUCCGUAACUAUGGAGUCCAGCAGGCGGUGGAGAUGUGCCGUGUGCUGCUGGACAGCGGCAAGGUACCCGGCCUCCACUUCUACACACUGAAUCGAGAGGUCGCCAUCAUGGAGGUUCUCCGACAGCUCGGCCUGUGGAUAGAGGACCCCAGGCGGUCUCUUCCCUGGGCAGUGAGUGCUCAUCCGAAACGGAAGGUAGAGGAUGUCAGACCCAUCUUCUGGGCAUCCAGGCCCAAGAGCUACAUCUACAGGACCCAGGACUGGGACGAGUUCCCCAACGGCAGAUGGGGAAACUCCUCGUCUCCGGCCUUUGGCGAGUUAAAUGACUACUACCUGUUCUACUUAAAGAGCAAGUCAACCAAAGACGCUCUGCUGCAGAUGUGGGGCGCUGAGCUGAUGAAUGAAGAGAGCGUCUAUGAGGUCUUCACCUGCUACAUCACGGCCCAACCAAACCGCAAUGGACACAAGGUGAUGUGUUUGCCGUGGAAUGAUGAACCUCUGGCCCCAGAGACCAACCUGCUGAAGGACGAGCUGGAGAAGGUGAACAAACGAGGAGUCCUGACCAUCAACUCGCAGCCCAACAUCAAUGGCAAACCCUCCGCAGACCCCAUCGCAGGCUGGGGACCUGCAGGAGGCUACGUCUUCCAGAAGGCCUAUCUGGAGUUCUUUACCUCCAGUGAAAAUGUGACCGCUCUCCUCGAAGUACUCAAGAAGUAUGAGCCCCGUGUCAACUACCACAUUGUUAAUGUGCACGGACGAAACCUGACCAACGCCCCCGACAUGCAGCCCAACGCUGUGACGUGGGGGAUCUUCCCCGGCAGGGAGAUAGUUCAGCCCACUGUAGUGGACCCAGACAGCUUCAUGUAUUGGAAGGACGAGGCCUUCGCCUUGUGGAUCGAGCAGUGGGCCAAGCUCUAUGAAGACGAGUCUCCUUCAAGGAUGAUUAUCAAGUACAUCCACGACAACUACUUCCUGGUCAACCUGGUGGACAAUGACUUUCCUCUGGAGAGCUGUCUGUGGCAGGUCAUCGAUGAUAUGUUCAAGAUGCUCGAUGCACCUCCAGGGCCUGAAGAUGGAACAGUCUCUGAAUAAAAUCUGAUUUUAGGGGACAGAAAGAACACUAUGGAAUUGUUGAUAUUCUAUGCAUUAAAAAGAAAAAGCUGCUACUUACAAUACACAGCAUAGAGUGAGAAGUUUACGGUAUUUUUUUUUAAUAGUUUUUAUAAAGGUAACAUUUGAGUGACUAGAAAAUGGAAGCGUACUGUCUCACUUAAUAAAAAUUUGAAACUUUGAAUGUUUGACCUCCAUGAUCUCCUUGAUCAGUAGCUUCAUCCUCUGCAGCACUCCAUUCCUGUGCUCACACAGUUUUGAGACCCAGUCACCUUUUUAACUUUCCUUAAGGACAGAUCUCACUGAUGAACAACCAAUGAGACAAAAACAAAACUUUUAAAAUGUGAACACGCAGGAGUUUUUCAAAAAAUGUUUUUAUUUUCAUAAUUGAAAUGUGGUAUAAACCUAGUGUAGAGGUACAAUGGAGACGUGAGAUGUUGUGUAUGAUGACAAUGUAAGAGUUCCACCAUCAUCUGUGAGCUGUUGACUAUUGUACCACAUAGAUAGUUACAUAUCUGCCCUCUGCCUUAACAUGUUUCAUAUGUAAGACAUAUUUAUUUGUUCUGCCUGCUCUAAAGCAUUAAAUUGUUUUUCAAUACUG
Cyclopterus lumpus (lumpfish) is the source of this 2795-nucleotide messenger RNA. It is a transcript of the gene mthfr, whose product is annotated as methylenetetrahydrofolate reductase (NAD(P)H). Gene Ontology annotation, cellular component: cytosol. Gene Ontology annotation, molecular function: FAD binding; methylenetetrahydrofolate reductase [NAD(P)H] activity. The record is from RefSeq and is a predicted model, not a curated record. NCBI's taxonomy places the organism in Eukaryota, Metazoa, Chordata, Actinopteri, Perciformes, Cyclopteridae. Bases 194 to 2176 code for a protein of 660 amino acids. The transcript is spliced from 12 exons. Gene Ontology annotation, biological process: tetrahydrofolate interconversion.